Messenger RNA from Tetranychus urticae (two-spotted spider mite), 1000 nucleotides. Its product is annotated as protein MAK16 homolog. Gene Ontology annotation, biological process: maturation of 5.8S rRNA; maturation of LSU-rRNA. Gene Ontology annotation, cellular component: preribosome, large subunit precursor; nucleolus. Lineage: Eukaryota; Metazoa; Arthropoda; Arachnida; Trombidiformes; Tetranychidae. The record is from RefSeq and is a predicted model, not a curated record.
UAAUAAAUCGUUACACGUGCUGUUUUCAUCUGUUUCGGUUUUGAAUUUUGCUGUUUAUUAAACAUCUCGGUUUAUUUUGAUAAUUUUUUAUUGUUCAUAAACAUUCAAGAUUGUAUAUAAUUUGAAAUAUUUGAAUCAUGCAGCAUGACGAUGUUAUUUGGAAUACUUUAAGAGCUGGUACCUGUUCUUAUAAAGUAAAGACGACGACUCAAGAUUUCUGUAAAAAUGACUAUAAUGUUUAUGGAUUAUGUACCAGGAGCAAUUGUCCUCUUUCCAAUAGUAAUUAUGCUACUGUUAGAGAAGAAGAAGGAGUUUGCUAUCUCUAUGUUAAAACGAUUGAAAGAGCUGCUUUCCCAGCCAAGAUGUGGGAAAAAAUCAAAUUGCCUAAAGAUUACCAGGAAGCCUUAGCUGAGAUUGACCGUCAACUCAUUUAUUGGCCAUUCCAUGUCAAGGAUAGAUGCAAGAAACGAUUGACAAAAAUAACGCAAUAUUUAAUACGAAUGAGGAAAAUGGCUACUAGGAGGCAAAAGAAAUUGAUUACUAUGCCAAGAAAAAUUGAAAGAAGAGAAAGGAGGAGAGAGGUUAAAGCCUUGCUCGCCGCUAAAUUAGAUAAUGCUAUUGAAAGGGAAUUGUUGGAAAGAUUGAAACAAGGAACUUAUGGUGAUAUGUAUAAAUUUCCCGAGACUGCUUUUGACAAAGCUAUUCAAGAUGAAGAUGGGGAAAGUGAAGUCGAAACAGAGGAACCAAGUACUUCAAAAGAAAGCGCAAAAGAAAAGAAAGUCCAAUUUGUCGCUGCGGAAGAUUUCGAUGAAAGUGAUUCCAGUGAUAUGGAAGAUUACUCAGAUAAUGAUUCUUCUGAUAUGGAUGAAACCGAAUCCGAAGAUGAAGAAGAAGUAGCUCUAGAAAGGCUGAAGAAAAGCAGACCACGAGUUGUAAUAGAGUAUGAAAAACCAAAAAUUGUCGCAACCAAGAAAAAUUAAAUAAAUUUUGAUUAACUUAA